UAUUAUGGUAUCACAUUGCUAAAAAUUUCAAAAAUAAUUGCUACAUGGGUAUAGAAAUAAGCAUAGAUGAUUUCUUAAGAAUUUAAGAAUGUGGGGGCGCCUGGGUGGCUCAGUUGGUUAAGCGACUGCCUUCGGCUCAGGUCAUGAUCCUGGAGUCCCGGGAUCGAGUCCCACAUCGGGCUCCCUGCUCAGCAGGGAGUCUGCUUCCCCCUCUGACCCUCCCCCUUCUCAUGCUCUCUCUCUCUAUCUCAUUCUCUCUCUCAAAUAAAUAAAUAAAAUCUUUAAAAAAAAAAAUCUUAAAAAAAAAAAAAAAGAAUUUAAGAGUGUGGUCUCUGGAUUAAUGAAAACAAUACCAGUGGGGUCCCUGGCUCAGAAGAGUCGGGAGAAAAUAUCGACAUUAAGAAUGCUUUGCCCUGAAACCAAGAUUGGGAAAUGACAUAGGAUAUCUGCUGUCACUACUUUUUUCUAUGUCUGCUCUCUGUCUGUUUUCAAUGCCUGGCUUCCCUAGGGUGUGCGGCCAAAGACAUGGUGCUGAGCUCCUGGAAUAGGCCUAAUUGUCUCAGUACUGGGACCAGUAAUCAUUGUUCCUUUGAGUGUAUUAGGGAGUACUGGGAUAAUAAUAUCCUUUUUUUCUUUUUACGUAUGCAUGUAUAUUUAUGCAAGUAAUAUUAUAUAUUUCUUCAGAUGUUUUUAAACUUUAUAUAUGUUUUGUUUGCUAUUUCAUGCAUCUAUCUGCAACCUGCUUUUUCCUUUAACAUUGCUUUGUGCUUUAGCCCUCUUAAUACCUGUAGCCCUCAUUCAUUUGUUUUCACUUUUGAUGUUAUGUUACUUAAAUACCACGCAAUUUUAAAAUCCAUUUUUCUAUUAGCAGAUUCCAAUUUUUUGUAACUACGAACAAGGCUGAGAUGAACAGUUUAUAUAUAUCUUCUCAUGCACAUGUGUGAGUUCUAGGACUGCAUCGUCUACUGCAGUAGUUACUAUCACAUGUGGCUAUUUAAAUUUCAUUUUAAAUUAAAUGAAAUUAAGAAUUCCGUUCCUCGCUCAGUAGAUCACAUGUGGCCACUGAUUACCAUAUUGAAAAGCAUAGAUACAGAAUAUUUCCAUCAAUGCAGAAAAUUUUAUUAGAAAGCACUGAUCUAGGGGCAGGUAGGAAUGAAAAUGCUGGGCUGAAAGAUAUGUAACUAUUUGCUGGAAAUUGCCAAAUUCAUUUCCAAAGAGGUUACACCAUUGGGUGAUUGUAUCAUCAAUGGUAUAUGUGCAUUCCUGUUGAUCUACAUCCUUGUCAACACUUGAUAUUGUCAGACUUUUAAAGUCUUUCCAAUUAUGUGGAGUUAAAGUCAUUAGAUAUCCUUCCUCAUGUUUUAUUACAGACGAGUAUGUGUGUGUGUGUGUAUAUAUAUAUAAUCUCCCUAUUCUACUCCCUUUUCCUUUUUAAAAAGGAAACAAAAAAUUGUUACGCUAUUUUCCCCCUUAAACAUAUAUGUUGGAGAAUUUUCCAUAACACUACAUAUGCAGGGUGCUCACACAUGCAAGUUAGAAAUUACAUAUGUGUUCUUCAUCCUUGAUAUAUUUUUUCCUUUUUUAAUUGUGUAAAAUAAAUAUACCCUAAAAUUUGCCAUUUUAACCAUUUUUGAAUAUACAAUUCAGUGACACUAAUUAUAUUCACAAUAUUGUACAAUCAUCACCACUAUCUAUUCCUGAAACCUUUUCAUCAGAAACUCUAUACCCAAGCAUUUUCCAGGAUGGGAACCACUCCGCCUGGGAGCCUCGUUGCUAUGAGCGAGGCGCAGACCUUUCAACAGGAGCUUUAUUAAUUCUCACGCUAUGACCCAGGAAGGCUAUGGAGUGGCUGCUAAUUGCUCUCUGCGUGUGAAGAGACCUAUGUUGGAUCCCCGUUUCGAGGGUUACAAGCUCUCCCUCAAGCCGCUGCCCUGCUACCAGCUGGAGCUUGAUGCAGCCGUGGCAGAAGUAAAACUUCGAGAUGAUCAAUAUACACUGGAACACAUGCAUGCUUUUGGAAUGUAUAAUUACUUACACUGUGAUUCAUGGUAUCAAGACAGUGUCUACUACAUUGAUAACCUUGGAAGAGUUAUGAAUUUAACAGUGAUGCUGGACACUGCUUUAGGAAAACCACGAGAAGUGUUUCAACUUCCCACAGAUUUGACAGCAUACGACAGUCGUCUUUGUGCAUCUAUCCAUUUCACAUCUUCUACCUGGGUUACCUUGUCAGAUGGAACUGGACGAUUAUAUCUCAUUGGUACAGGUGAACAUGGAAAUAGUGCUUCUGGAAAAUGGGAGAUUAUGUUUAAUGAAGAGCUUGGCAAUCCUUUUAUCAUAAUUCACAGUGUCUCACUGCUGAAUGCUGAAGAACAUUCAGUAACUAUCUUACUUCUUCGAAUAGAGAAAGAGGAAUUGGAUAUGAAAGGAAGUGGAUUCUAUGUUUCUUUGGAGUGGGUCACUAUCAGAAAAAACAAAGAUAAUAACAAAUACAAAAUUAUUAAACGUGAUAUUCUCCGUGGAAAGUCAGUACCACAUUAUGCUGCUAUUGAGCCUGAUGGGAAGGGUCUGAUGAUUGUCUCCUACAGGUCCUUCACAUUUGUUCAUGUUGGUCAAGAUCUUGAAGAAAAUAAGAAUGAGAACAUGUCAGAGAAAAUCGAAGAACCUCUGUAUUACUGGCAACAGACUGAAGAUGAUUUGACAGUAACAAUACGGCUUCCAGAAGGCAGUUCUAAGGAGGACAUUCAAGUACAGUUUUUGCCUGAUCACAUCAACAUUGUGCUGAAGGCUCAGAGGUUUCUGGAAGGAAAUCUCUAUUCAUCUAUGGAUCAAGAAAGCAGUACAUGGGUAAUUAAAGAGAAUAAUUGCUUGGAGAUUUUCUUGAUUAAAAAGAAUGAAGGACUAACGUGGCCAGAGCUAGUGGUCAGUGAUGAGCAAGGAGAGUUUAUAAGAGACUCAGCCCAGUGUGCUGCAAUAGCUAAAUGUUUAAUGCAUUUGACCUCUGAAGAACUGAAUCCAAAUCCAGAUAAAGAAAAACCUCCUUAUAAUGCUCAAGAGUUAGAAGAAUGUGACAUUUUCUUUGAAGAGAGCUCCAGUUUAUGCAGAUUUGAUGGCAGUACAUUAAAAACUACUCAUGUGGUGAAUCUUGGAAGCAACCAGUACCUUUUCUCUGUCAUAGUGGAUCCUAAAGAAAUGCCCUGCUUCUGUUUGCGCCAUGAUGUUGAUGCCCUACUCUGGCAACCACACUCCAGCAAACAAGAUGAUAUGUGGGAACAUAUUGCAACUUUCAAUGCUUUAGGCUACGUCCAAGCAUCCAAGAGAGACAAAAAAUUUUUUGCCUGGGCUCCCAAUUACUCCUAUGCAGCCCUAUGCGAAUGCCUUCGUCGAGUAUUCAUCUACCGUCAGCCUACUCCCAUGUCCACUGUACUUUACAACAGAAAGGAAGGCAGGCAAAUAGGACAGGUUGCUAAGCAGCAGGUAGCAAGCCUAGAAACCAAUGAUCCUAUUUUAGGCUUUCAAGCAACAAAUGAGAGAUUAUUUGUUCUCACUACCAAAAACCUCUUUUUAAUAAAAGUAAAUACAGAGAAUUGAUUACCCCAACAUGUUGGCUUUUCUGUAGUGGAAAAGUAUUCGGUGAUAGCCAGAAGGUUGGUAGUUAUACUGUAACCUGUUAAGUUUUACUAUGUUAAAUAAAAUGAUCUUGUAUGAAUUUUUUAUUUUUUAAAGGAUAUUGGAAAUAUAUUCAAGAGAUUAUGAUUCUGUAAAAGUUAUGGAAUGAAGCUGAAAAUUUAGAGGAAGUUGGCUUCUAUUAAAAAAAUGUAGAAGUAUUAGUAAGUAUAAUUAUUUUUAAAAAACAGGCUGGAAUUUCAUCUUUGUUAUGAAAGAUGUACAAUUCGGUGUUUAAAAAUAAAAAUGUUUAUCAUGAAAAAAAAAAAAAAAAAAAGAAACUCUAUACCCAAAGCAAUAACUCCCAUUUUCCCGGAGCCCUUACCACUAUCAACCACUAUUCUACUUUUUUUUUGCUGAGAUGUAAUUGACAUACAUUUAUUAGUUUUGGGUAUUCAACAUAAACAUUCAAUAUUUGUAUAUAUUGUGAAAUGAUCGAUCACCACAAAAAGUCUAGUUAAUAUCCAUUAGCCCACAUAAUUUUACUAUCCUUGUGAUGAGAACUUUUGAGAUCUAUUCUCUUAGCAAUUUUCAAAUAUACAGUACAAUAUUUUAACUAUAGUCACCAUGCUGUGUACAUUACAUUUCCAUGACUUACUUAUUUUGUAACUGGAAGUUUGUACCUUUUGACCUCCUUCACCCAAUGUCACCCCAUCCCCCACUCCCACCUCUGGCAACCACCAAUCUGUUCUCUGUAUGAGGUUUUUUUUUUUUUUUUUAAGAUUCUACAUAUAAGCGAGGUCAUAUAGUAUUUGUCUUUCUGUCUGACUUCACUAG
Molecule: messenger RNA, 4440 nt
Organism: Mirounga angustirostris (Northern elephant seal)
Lineage: Eukaryota; Metazoa; Chordata; Mammalia; Carnivora; Phocidae
Product: nudC domain-containing protein 1-like
Exons: 2
Coding region: 1825-3588 (587 amino acids)
Source: RefSeq, a predicted model, not a curated record